Messenger RNA from Mirounga angustirostris (Northern elephant seal), 4500 nucleotides. It is a transcript of the gene PHF21B, whose product is annotated as PHD finger protein 21B. The transcript is spliced from 13 exons. The record is from RefSeq and is a predicted model, not a curated record. NCBI's taxonomy places the organism in Eukaryota, Metazoa, Chordata, Mammalia, Carnivora, Phocidae. The coding region runs from base 1216 to 2685 and encodes 489 amino acids.
CUCCACCAUGGUAAUAUCGACUCGGAGACAUUAACCUCGCCGUGGGCUGGGAGUUUUGGAAUACGACCUCGGCAAGCUGUACUUGUAACUGUUUCAUGUCACAUUGACCGGGCGUGUUUACGAUUUUUAACAACAGCCUUAAAAAGUCCAGUGACAUCUGUUGAGAGUUUAAUUGUGAGUGUAAAAAAAAAAAAGGGAUUACUAAAGGAAGAGUCAAGAGAUCAAUUUUCAUACUGUUGAAACAACACGGUGGCCAUCAGGCGGUGGGGGAAUCUGGCGGCAGGACCAACGCAAUCUCCCGAGAAGCCGCGCCGGUGUGCAGGGCGGCGGGAGGGCACGGCAGGCAGUGUAAAUAAAGUAGCAGAGGGAGGCUGCCCGAGGCAGGAAGAGGGAGUAGAGGAAGAGAGGGAGCAGCGAGAGCCAGAACAGAAAAGAAACGGAAGAAAAUGGACAUUUUUUCCCCUCCCACCGGAAAGUCUCCCCAGCCCCGGCCUUGGGCAGCGCGGCCCGGUUUCCUCGCGUCUGGCCGGGCGCGGGGGCGCAGAGGUGGAGGGGCGUCCGGCCGGAACGGCCCCGCGGCCGGCAGCCCCGACCGCGGCCCCGCGAGGCUGCGCCCCUCCGCCCCGCCACUUUUGUUCUCGGGUCGGGCACCGGGCCGCGGCGGGGCUGCAGUGCGCACGCGCGGGCGGGGCGGGGCGGGGCGGGCGGCGGGCUCCGGCCCCGCCCCCCGCCGCCCCGGCCCGCUCCAUCCGGGCACUGCCGAAUCAGCAUCGCGCCGAGGCACAACUUUGCCGAGGCCCAACGAGAUCCAGGCGCGCGCCGGAGGAAAUAUAGUCCCUGCCGGCCGGCGGCUCGCGCGGGCGGCGGUGGCGCCGGGGCGGACGCGCGCGGGGCUGCGCGGGGCUGCGCGGGGCUCCCGGCGCCUGGGGGCCAUGCGCCGGCCAGCGCGGGCGGCCCGGGGACCCGGCGCAACUUGCCGGGCAGCCUGAGGAGUUGGAGCGGCCGCGGGCUCGGCGCCGCGGCGCCCAGCCGCCUUUCUUCCCCCUCGCCAGACCCCCCUCCCUCCCUCCCGUUCGGCCUUGGGGGAGGGGGCUCCUGUGCCCCCUCCCUCCCCGGAGGCCCGGCCCGCCCCGCCCGCUCCCGCCCCCGUGGAGUCGCGCAACUUCCCGGGAGCCGGGGCCAAAGUGAGCGCAAAGUGCUGCCCAAGUUGCCGGGAUGGAGCUGCAGAGCCGGCCCGAGGCGCUCGCCGUGGAACUCGCGCGCCACCAGAACGGCGACCUCAAGAAGCAGCUCCACGAAAGGCAGCCGCGGAUCGCCGCGCUCAACGACACACAAGCUUUGGGAGCCAUCACUGCAGUGCCUGUCACGGGUCCUCAGGUCAGCUCCUUGCAGAGGUUGGCCGGGCAAGGAGUGGCGGUGCUACCUCAGGUUAGGCCAAAGACUCUGAUUCCAGACAGCCUCCCCGUCGCCCCGGGCCGGGACCGGCCACCCAAGCAGCCCCCAACCUUCCAGAAGGCCACCGUGGUCAGUAUCAAGAACCCCAGCCCAGCCCUCCCCACCGCCAACAACACCGUGAGCCAUGUGCCAGCUCCCGGCAGCCAGCCCCAGGCCCUCGCUGAGCCCGCCGCCAUCGCCUCUCCCCUGAGCAGUGCCGGGGUGGCCUACGCCAUCCUCACCACCGCCCCCAGCAAUGCCGCCGCCGUGGCCCCCAGCACUGCCGUGCCUGUGGUCAGCAACAGCAUCAAGGUCCAGCCCCUCCUCAUCAGCGCCGACAAGAAGGUCAUCAUCAUCCAGCCUCAAGUGCAGACGCAGCCUGAGAGCACGGCAGAGUCACAGCCGCCCACGGAGGAACCAUCUCAGGGAGCUCAGGCGACCAAAAAGAAGAAGGAGGACCGGCCCCUGAGCCAGGAGAACCCCGAGAAAAUCGCCUUCAUGGUAGCUCUAGGCCUGGUCACAACGGAACACUUGGAAGAAAUCCAGAGCAAACGCCAAGAGCGGAAGAGAAGAAGCACAGCUAAUCCUGCGUAUAGUGGCCUCCUGGAGACGGAGAGGAAACGGCUGGCGUCCAACUAUCUCAACACCCCCCUGUUCCUCACAGCGAGAGCCAAUGAGGACCCCUGCUGGAAGAGUGAGAUCACCCACGCUGAGCACUGUACUGCCUGCAAGCGAGGGGCCAACCUGCAGCCUUGCGGCACCUGCCCGGGGGCCUACCACCUCAGCUGCCUGGACCCGCCCCUCAAGACGGCGCCCAAGGGCAUGUGGCGGUGCCCCAAGUGCCAGCAGAAGGCCUUAAAGAAAGACGAUGGCGUGCCCUGGACCGGGAUGCUGGCCAUUGUGCACUCCUACGUCACCCACAAGACGGUCAAGGAAGAAGAGAAGCAGAAGCUGCUACAGAGAGGCAGCGAGCUACAGAGUGAGCACCAGCAGCUGGAGGAGCGGGACCGGCGCCUGGCCUCGGCAGUGAAGAAAUGCCUAGAGCUUAAGACGAGCCUGCUGGCCCGGCAGAGGGGCACCCAGUCAUCCUUGGACCGCCUGCGGGCCCUCCUGAGACUGAUACAGGGCGAGCAGAUGCUGCAGGUCACCAUGACGACCACCAGCCCCACCCCACUGCUGGCCGGGCCCUGGACCAAGCCCCCAGCGGCAGCCAUGCGCUCCGCCCUCCAGCACCCCCAGGGGCACAACUGACCCUGCGGGAGCCGCUUCACACCCACGGAAGGUUCCUGGGACCCUGCUCAGCAGACCUGAGGGUUCUGUCCGCCUUAAUUCAUAAACACUAUGAAUUUCAGAUGAAAAUAAAACCUGACCGAGAGAGACAGAGGAAAGAAGGGAGAAGGAACUGGGUGGAAGUCCUAGAGCCAGGACGGGUGGGGAUGGAGUCCUCUCCCUCCACAUUUAGAUGGGACACCAAGAAAAGCAGGGGGGCGCCUGACGGCCGGGCGCACAGUCAGCCCCUGGCUGUUGGGGGGCUGCCCAGCCUCCGGCUUCCAGGCACAGCUGUCUCCUCGGCCUCGUGCUGCUCCCGGGAGAGAGAAGGGCAGAGGUUGGGAGGGGAGCCAAGAACCCGAAGACCUAGCUGAGUAGUAGCGGUAGUUGGGACGAGCAGUGGGUAGCGAAUCUAGGUAGGACUCCACGCCCCUCCCGCUCAGGGGCCCCGGGGCUCGAGGCCGGGAUGCUCCAGCCCCUUCCCAGAACACGGGCCCCUGUCUGUCAGUAUUAUUAGCAUUAAGAGUCACAGCCGUUGAACUUGAAAGAAACUACGAGGUGGGUCCCUCGGGGAGGGACUCUGCAGUCUCCACCUGCCAGGGCCUCCCCGUGCCCCCCGAGUCUUCGGAGCGCCCGCUCUGUACGCCUCCUGCCCUUUGCCGACCUUCUGGACUCAUUUUGCCAUCGAUGUAUUUUUCUCAUGGAGUUUUUGGGCAAGAUGGAGCUGCAAGCAUGCAGGGGAGGCCUUUGGCGGGUUUUCUCUUCGGGGUUGAAUCAUUCAACUUAUGACUGAAGCCUUUUCUUUUCUCCUUUCGAAGAGCCGAUAAAGUAUUCCAUUCCUCUUUUCUUGCCAGUACAGACACUUAUGCCAAAAAUAACUUUACAUUUUUGUAUGGCGUUUUUAUUGUAAGAUAUUUAAUGUGAAGCAGGGAUGCUUGCUGACUUCUUUUCCUGCUUACAGUGGUCUCUGCUGCAAGGUACGAAUGCGAAAACCCCUCCUGGGGGACUGCCAAACUGGAGAGAUCCAGAGGGUUCUUUCAGAAGGGGGGGCGAGGGUGGGGAGGGAGAGGGGGCAGUGGCCUCGGGAGGGUUUGGCCUUGGGAGAUGCAAGAGUCCCUCUUCUUGCUGUCUCCUUGCGUUCGUGAGAGCUGAGGGCGCGCACGCGUCACACAAGGGCUCCCGCGCCCCGGGGCGGGAUGUCCACCCACCAGCUUCUCCAGUCCUGAGGGACGUAGCACAACAGGAUAAGCAUCCGGAAGCCACCGGGCUCCCACCCAGCAUAUCACAUGGUGCCCCAGACACACACGCACGCAGACAGGUGCAGAGCAGGGAGGCUGGCCAGGAUCCCACAGACUGCCAUGGUCCCUCCUGUCAUUUUCUCGACUCCGGGAGAAACUGUGCUGUACGAUACAGAUCUAUUUUAAUACACUUAACACUGGGUUGAACAAGAUUUUUAUAUUCUUUUAUUGAUGAACAAAGUGAACUGUGAGACACACGUCUUCUAUAUUGGUUACUCUAGAUGCCAAUUAUGCAUUACCGCGUGGCUUGCGAUGUAAAUGUCUUCAGGUUCCUUCUUGUUUGUUUUUCUUCUUGGAUGGAUUGAAUUGAAUUAAAUUUAAAAAAAAAAUGUAAUGGGAGGAUAUGGAAGGUUGGACCCGGGAGGGGUAGCUGCCGACGUGUCUUGAAGACUUAGUGUUUUGGACCAAGGAGGACCGUCCAGUGGAUAGUGAGGAUAGAGAAAAAGUGUUUGUCUUAAAUAUGCCAAUGUAGUUUUCCUUCUGUAUGAUGUAUUAAACU